AUUUCUAAUUCAUUUGGUCGCCACUCGCAGACGACUACAGCGACUACGUUGGCCACUUGGUGUAAUACGUUGAACCACUGUCGAAACUCGCUAUUGGCUGUGACUAAAGUCCCUCAUAUAGGAACAGUUGCGUUUGGUUAAAUGUAUGGUCGUGGAGAUCCUUGGGGGAGGCCUAUGCCCAGCAGUGGGCGUCAUACGGCUGUUGAUGAUGGUCCGCGCCACGAAAGAAGUCCCGCGGAUUUUAAUGGCAAGUCGCAGCGGCCGCACGACUUGUAACGGGGCGCGUAUUCUUUUUUAAAGUAUACAGACUUUUUUUUACGUGGCUUAUUACAGUUUACCAACCAUGUGGCAAUAUCCUUUCAAUGAGUCAUAUUUUCCACAUAGUAAAGUUUACCCUGGUUAUGGGUAGUUUUUAUUUGUGGCAAUACGUAUAAAAACUAUACCUGUCUCAUAGCCGGUUACACGGUGAUUUACACCCGUAUUCUCAGAUGUCACUCAAGAUUUCCUCCACUCGACUCAACCUUGGUUGAGGAUUUUUGGUAUUCAUAGUUGACAUUUACGUCCUCGACUUAUGGUUCUUCCUCACUGGAGGUGAGUAAAAAUUGAGGAAUGAACUGUCAAAUGUAAGGUACCUCGUGACCUACCUUAAGGACUACUCAACGCUUGAAAUCCGUGCGAACGCUUGUUGUGACGAUACUUUUUAUAUUACAAACUUCGAUUUUUGUUAUUAAAAUGAGUGAUAGUGACUUAUAUAGUGACUUUGAAGAGUUUAUGGAUUAUGUUUAUGAUAAUCCUUACGAUUAUCCGGCGCGGAAAUAUAUCAGAGACGCUCAAAACCCUUUGGAAUGUUACGACGAAGAACAAUUUCAAAAACGCUUUCGAUUUAGGAAAGAUACCGUUGUUCAUAUGAUAUUGCCACUGAUUGGAUUGCAAUCAAAUGUAACCAACAAAGGGUUACCUUUACCACCCAUAUUGCAACUACUCAUAGCGUUAAGAUUUUAUGCUACAGGAAACUUCCAGAUUGUUUGCGGAGACCUGCAUAAGAUCAGUCAGCCAGUUGUAUCUAAAAUCGUGGCUAAGCUAUCGAAAAUAUUAGCAAUGAAAGUAGUUGAGUUUAUCAAGUUCCCUGGAGCACACGAGAGAGCCAACGUGAAGAGAGCAUUUUACCAACGUGCUCAAUUCCCAGGGGUAAUCGGGUGCAUUGACUGCACUCGCGUACCAAUUAAAAAUCCGAGUCGGGAAAAUGGAGAACUUUUCAGAAAUAGAAAAGGUGAGUUCUCUAUAAAUGUACAACUAAUAUGCGGGCCACAAAUGUUGAUUUACGACAUUGUGGCAAGGUGGCCAGGAUCUGCCCAUGAUUCCCGCAUAUUCAGCAACAGCCGUUGUAGUAUGCGCUUUGAAGAAGGGGAUUUAGUAGGUGCUGGCAUACUUUUAGGGGACAGUGGAUAUGCACAGUCGUCUUACACGUAUACUCCCGUGCUAAAUCCACAAACACCAGCUCAGGAGCGCUACAACAGAUCCCAUAUCAGUACUAGAAAUAUUAUAGAAAGGCUGAAUGGUGUCCUGAAAAGAAGAUUUGCUUGUUUAAGCAGGAAGCUUCAGAACAAAAUAAAAAAUGUCCCUAACAUCAUCGUGGCAUGUGCUGUAUUGCACAAUAUCAGUGUUAACACUAACCAAGAAAUGCCAGAACCCUUGAGGUCAAGGAUAGACCCACCAACACCUGUUCCAGACAAUGAACGAGGUAGUAUUAUAAGAGCUAGUUUUAUCGCAAGACAUUUUAGUUAAGUAUAAUUUUGUUAUGUUAGUUAUGUUUCCUCAGCAAAAAGAACGCCUUUUGUACCACUUGCUUCUUGUAUUUAAAUAAUAAAGAGUUACUGUAUUGUGUUAUGUACUAGUUUAGUUUCUAUCUAGUUGUUAGAUAUGUAUUAAAUACCUAUAAUAUUAUGUUAUAAUUCAUAUAGAAAAAG
Molecule: messenger RNA, 1967 nt
Organism: Pectinophora gossypiella (pink bollworm)
Lineage: Eukaryota; Metazoa; Arthropoda; Insecta; Lepidoptera; Gelechiidae
Product: putative nuclease HARBI1
Exons: 2
Coding region: 733-1785 (350 amino acids)
Source: RefSeq, a predicted model, not a curated record